CCGCCCGUCCUCCCUCUCUUCCUCCCCGGGCCCCGGGUCCCGGGUCCCGGGCUCCGGGCGACGCCUGCGCAGUGCGGCCGCGGGGCGGUCGCUGCCGGGCGCCGGCGAGCCGGGCCCCAGCGCCAUGGCGGAGGAGGUGAGCUGCCUGAUGAAGGCCACGGUGCUGAUGCGGCGGCCCGGGCGGGUGCAGGAGAUCGUGGGCGCCCUCCGCCGCGGCGGCGCGGGCAGCUUGCAGGUCAUUUCUGAUUUUGACAUGACCCUGAGCAGGUUUGCCUACAACGGGAAAAGGUGCCCUUCUUCCCACAAUAUUCUGGAUAGCAGCAAGAUCAUCAGUGAGGAGUGCCGAAAAGAGCUCCAAGAUCUCCUUCACCACUAUUACCCCAUUGAGAUUGACCCACACCGGACCGCCAAAGAGAAGUUACCUCACAUGGUGGAGUGGUGGACCAGAGCGCACAAUCUCCUGUGUCAGCAGAAGAUCCAGAAGUGUCAGAUCACCCAGGUGGUCCGUGAGUCCAACGCCAUGCUCAGGGAGGGAUACGGCACGUUCUUCAACACCCUCCACCAAAACAACAUCCCUCUGUUCAUCUUCUCCGCGGGCAUUGGCGACGUCCUGGAAGAAAUCAUCCGGCAGAUGAAAGUGUUCCACUCCAACAUCCACAUCGUGUCCAACUACAUGGAUUUUGAUGAUGACGGUUUCCUCCGCGGAUUCAAGGGCCAGCUCAUCCACACAUACAAUAAGAACAGCUCCGUGUGCGAGAACUCCGGGUACUUCCAGCAGCUGCACGGCAGGACCAACGUCCUCCUGCUGGGGGACUCCAUGGGCGACCUGACCAUGGCCGACGGUGUGCCUGGCGUGCAGAACAUCCUCAGGGUUGGCUUCCUGAAUGACAAGGUGGCCGAGCGGCGGGAGCGCUACCUGGAUGCCUAUGACAUCGUGCUGGAGCAGGACGAGACGCUGGACGUGGUCAACGGGCUGCUGCAGCACAUCCUGGGCCAAGGGGGACGGAUGGAGGCGUAGACCCCUGAGUGCCAACUGGCCGGACCUGCCGCUGGGUCGUGGACCACAGGGACCCCUCACCCCCAGGAGGCUGCCUGCCUGCAGCGGGGUGUGACUUUCCUCUGUUUAGGGAGCUAAGUCUUGGGCACCUGAGCAGUGGGGGACCCCCUCUUCCUGCCCCCCAGUGGCAGCCACUGUGUGUCCCUGGAGGCUGGAGGGGACCUGCGGGGGUGACCACUGCCCUACAGUGCUGGCACUUUAGAGGUGGUCUGGUCCAGACAUGCUCUGUUUUAGUUUGUGAACGUGAAUCGCUCUUCUGCCAGAUCAGCUGUGUGAAAACAAACCAAAAUAAAGGGAGAACAACGG
Molecule: messenger RNA, 1363 nt
Organism: Sorex araneus (European shrew)
Lineage: Eukaryota; Metazoa; Chordata; Mammalia; Eulipotyphla; Soricidae
Gene: NT5C3B
Product: 5'-nucleotidase, cytosolic IIIB
Exons: 9
Coding region: 125-1018 (297 amino acids)
Cellular component (GO): cytoplasm
Molecular function (GO): 5'-nucleotidase activity; magnesium ion binding
Source: RefSeq, a predicted model, not a curated record